This is a messenger RNA of Sparassis crispa, 1464 nucleotides long. RefSeq names its product COP9 signalosome complex subunit 2. Gene Ontology annotation, cellular component: COP9 signalosome. The coding region runs from base 1 to 1464 and encodes 487 amino acids. Lineage: Eukaryota; Fungi; Basidiomycota; Agaricomycetes; Polyporales; Sparassidaceae. The record is from RefSeq and is a predicted model, not a curated record. Gene Ontology annotation, biological process: protein deneddylation. The transcript has 12 exons.
AUGGAUGAUGAUGACGCCGAUUACAUGCAAGGAAGCGAUGAUGAGGACUACGGCUUCGACUACUCCGAUGAGGAAGACGGCAAUGAUGCAGGAAGUGCGGAUGUAGAGAAUAUGUACUACACUGCUAAGUCGAAGAAGGAAGACAACCCCGAACAAGCUCUGAAAGAAUUCCGAGUGAUUGUUGAUCAAGAGCAGGAGAAGGGUGACUGGGGUUUCAAAGCUCUGAAACAAUCGACGAAGCUACUGUUCCUCACUCUCCGCAGACCAAACGAUGCGCUGCAGACGUACACUCAACUACUAACGUACACGAAAUCUGCAGUGACUCGUAACUACUCCGAGAAGACAAUCAAUGGCAUAUUGGAUUACGUUGGUGGUGGAAAGGGUGGUCCGGUCGAGGUCGACGUGCUGGAGAAGUUCUACCAGGCGACUAAAGCAGCGCUUAUCGAAGCGAAGAAUGAACGGCUAUCCGUGAAGACCAACCUGAAGUUGGCGAAGCUAUGGCUUGAGCGUAAGGAGUAUGGGCGAUUGUCGAAGCUGAUUCGCGACUUGCAUACCACCACAGCCGGUGUUGACGGCGAAGAUCUAGCCCAGAAAGGAACGCAGUUACUGGAGAUCUACGCUCUCGAAAUUCAGAUGCACAACGAGAUGAAAAACUUCAAGAAGUUGAAGGAGAUCUAUAAUGCCUCGAACUCCGUACGUUCCGCAAUUCCUCACCCACGAAUUAUGGGUGUAAUCAAGGAAUGCGGCGGUAAGAUGUGGAUGGGAGAGCGACAAUGGAAUCGAGCGAGCGAGGACUUCUUCGAGUCGUUCCGGAACUACGACGAGGCGGGGUCACCUCAGCGGAUUCAGGUUUUGAAGUAUCUUGUACUGGCAAACAUGUUGACCGGGAGCGAAGUGAAUCCCUUCGACAGUCAAGAAACAAAGCCAUACAAGAAUGACCCACAGAUCAAGGCAAUGACUGACCUCGUUGAUGCUUAUCAGCGUCGCGAGGUACACUCCGCUGAGAAGAUUCUGCGAGACAACCGCUCUACCAUUAUGGACGACCCGUUCAUUCGGUCAUACAUUGGCGAGCUACUUCGCAGUCUUCGUACGCAGUACCUCAUCGACCUUAUCAAGCCAUACACGCGCCUUGAGCUUUCGUUCCUAGCGAAGCAACUGAACGUGGAGAAGGACGAGGUAGAAGAGCUUCUCAUAGGGCUGAUCUUGGAAGGCAAGGUAGAAGGGCGCAUUGACCAAGUCGCCAUGAGGCUCGAGCUCGACCGCAAGCAAAGUUUGGAGAAGAAGCGGUACACAGCACUGGAGAAGUGGACAGGGGCACUGGAGUCCGUGCACGCUGCAGUCAUUGGGAAGACCCAAGGACCUAGUCGAGGUGCAGAUCCCUCAUUCGGCAUGCCUUCCGAUCCUUACGGCGGUAGUUUUAGAGACAUAGAAAAUAGGUGGGGUGAUCGAUUUGGAGGUAUAUGA